AUGAUCCCAUGCCCCACGCCAGCCAGCUGCGCUGUGCUGACCGGCGAAAAAGUUGCGGCGGAUCAGUCGUUCUUGAGCGAUCUGGAGCAGAAUCGAGAACUGAUUAGUCUUCACAAGGAGCUCCUCGCCAAGCAUGAGCAGCUCUUCGAGAGCAUGCAGGCGAAGUCCUUGGCUGUGUUGACCAAAGGCAGACGUGCGAAGACCGAGGAAGAACUGGUCUCCGGCCUCGUCGCAUACGACGUGAGACCAGACUCUGAGCAGGACGAGGUGGUCGAGGCUGCAGAAACCGUUCGACCUUCCUUCCACCGGGUGGAUACCACCGGUCGGCCCUCGUUCCAGCGGGCGGAUACUUUCGACAGCCUCGAGGAGAAGCUAAAAAUGCAGGAGGCAGAGCAGACGGCAUUUGACCUGACGGGGCUCCAGUCGAUGUCCCUUCCGCAUCUGAGGCGGCAUCAGAGCUUGCUGCGCCAAGCUGCACAGUAUGGGGGUCUCGUCCGUAAAGCUCUGAGCUGCGCGGCGAGCGCUGCAAAGUUCCUGGAAUCUGUUACUGAACCACCUCGCACGGGCUUUGUGGCCACGCUGCUCCUGAGCAGCUUCUUCCAGUCAAUAUCUCUGGGAGUGAUAGUGCUGAAUGCCGCCUGGAUCACGGUCAUGACCAACUACGAGCUGUCCCGACCGGGCGAAGAGGUGCAGCAAGUUCUGGAAGUCGAACUCGCUUUUUCUGCCUUCUACCUCUUUGAGGUCUUGGCCAAGCUGUACGUCCACCGCUUCUAUUUCUUUCGUGCGCAGGACCGAUGGUGGAACAUUUUUGACUUCUUCCUCGUCGUGACUGUCCUGGUAGAGCACCUCCUUACAGCCAGUGCUUCUGGCAGUGUGAGCAGCGGAUCGGGAUUUGAUGUGAUGUUCCUGCGGCUUCUCCGCCUCUGCAAGCUGGCUCGGAUCCUUCGCAUCUUUCGGCAGUUGCAGUUCUUCCAGGAGCUCCGACUGAUGCUUGAGUGUGUGGCGGGCUCUGUGGUCAAUGCUUUCUGGUGUGUGAUUUUGCUCUUCUUCACCAAGUUCAUCUUCGCCCUUCUCCUGGGGCAGGCGUUGGUAGGAUACUUUGCUGACAUUGCCCGCACGGAAGACAUCACCUCGGAGCACUCGAGAGAGCUGCAAUCCUUGUUCCGCAACGUGUUUCAGACCAUGAUCACUCUGCUUCAGGCCACAACUGGUGGCAUUGACUGGAACGAGCCUUACAAGGCGCUUGAGAGAACUGGUUGGGCAAUGCCUGUGAUCUUCGUUAUGUUCAUCCUGCUCUUCGUCGUGUCGAUCUGGAACAUUGUGACAUCCAUCUUCGUUGAGGCUGCGCUAAAGGCUGCAACUCCGGACUUUGAUGCUGUGGUGUGGGAGCAGACCAACCAGGAGAAGAAGCUUUCACAGGAGCUCAUCGAUGUUUUCGUGGGUCGUGCAACCUAUCACGGCGAGGACGUGGGAUCCAUUUCCCUCGAGGACUUCCGCCCAAUGGCGGAGGAUCCCCGGUUCCGGGGAUACUUGUCCGCGAGGGGCAUCGACAUCAAAAAUGUCGAGUCCUUCUUCAACAUGCUCACCUCGGAUAAAGACAAGCAGGAAGUGGACGUUCGAACGCUAGCCAAUGCCUGCGUUCGGAUGAAAGGAUUUGCAACCAGCAUAGAUCUGCUCCAGAUGAGUUUCGACAUGAAGACCACCUUCCGGCAGCAAACGGGCUUGCUUCGACGGUUUGCGAGGAGCCUCCGGCGUAUGGAGGACAUGAUGAUGGACCAGUCCCCGAGGAGGGGAACAUCGAGGCUGAAUGUCUUCACCGAGCUGGGCGACCUCGACGAUGUAGCAAGCUGCAAUUCGCCCAGCUAG
This is a messenger RNA of Symbiodinium necroappetens, 1866 nucleotides long. Lineage: Eukaryota; Dinophyceae; Suessiales; Symbiodiniaceae. The record is from the annotation of a GenBank genome assembly.